Pyricularia grisea is the source of this 2949-nucleotide messenger RNA. RefSeq lists its product as uncharacterized. The transcript is spliced from 5 exons. Lineage: Eukaryota; Fungi; Ascomycota; Sordariomycetes; Magnaporthales; Pyriculariaceae. Bases 1 to 846 code for a protein of 281 amino acids. Gene Ontology annotation, biological process: signal transduction. The record is from RefSeq and is a predicted model, not a curated record. Gene Ontology annotation, cellular component: cytoplasm.
AUGGCCACCGAGCGCGAAAGCAAGACCUUCCUCGCCAGGCUCUGCGAGCAGGCCGAGCGCUACGAUGAGAUGGUUACGUACAUGAAGGAGGUUGCCAAGCUUGGUGGUGAGCUUACCGUCGACGAGCGCAACCUGCUCUCGGUUGCCUACAAGAACGUUGUCGGCACCCGCCGCGCCAGCUGGCGCAUCAUCUCCUCCAUCGAGCAGAAGGAGGAGUCCAAGGGCUCAGACAAGCACGUGUCUACCAUCCGUGACUACCGCAACAAGAUCGAGGCCGAGCUCGAGAAGGUCUGCCAGGAUGUCCUCGAUGUCCUUGACGAGUCGCUCAUUCCCAACGCCGCCUCGGGCGAGUCCAAGGUUUUCUACCACAAGAUGAAGGGUGACUACCACCGUUACCUUGCGGAGUUCGCCUCGGGCGAGAAGCGCAAGACCGCUGCCACCGCUGCCCACGAGGCCUACAAGAGCGCUACCGAUGUUGCCCAGACUGAGCUUACCCCCACUCACCCCAUCCGUCUGGGUCUGGCCCUUAACUUCUCCGUCUUCUACUAUGAGAUCCUGAACUCGCCCGACCGUGCUUGCCACCUGGCCAAGCAGGCAUUUGACGACGCCAUUGCCGAGCUUGACUCUCUGUCUGAGGAGUCAUACCGUGACAGCACUCUCAUCAUGCAGCUGCUCCGCGACAACCUGACCCUGUGGACCUCGUCUGAGACGGGUGAGGGUGAGGCCGCCGCCGCCGGUGCUGCCGAUGCGGCUGCUGCCCCCAAGGAGGAGGCCAAGACGGAUGCGCCCGCUGCUGAGAAGACUGAGGCCAAGGCUGACGAGCCUGCCGCCGCCCCCGCUUCGUAAGCGCACGGACUAUGAACCCGACCUCGACUAGUCCCUUAGAUGGGACAAAACAGAUAAUCAGAUUCCCUUUCCCCUCUACUAUCCUGGCGUCAAGCCUUCUGCUGCCAAGCACGAGAUAUUAUACCGACGUCUCCGUCAGCAGCAUGUUAGGUGUUGAGCUUUCGGUAACUCGCGCUGUGGAAAUGUUUGGUUUGGCUUGAGGCUUAUACUGAAAUGCGGCAUUGGUCUUUGGUGGGCAGGGAGUUGGGCUGUGGCGGGAUCGGAAAUGCAGGGCAGGACAGAUCAAGUCUUCUUUUGUUUUCAUUUUAUGCUCUUCAUUUUUCUGGUCAAAUACACACGGAGCUGAACCGAGACACCACUCUAUUUUUCAGUCCCCGUCUUCCACCAUGCCCCCUGUCGUCAGCUGCUUUGAGAUUCUCUUUUCUUUUUCCGAUGGACAGGUGGGGAUGAUGUACAAGGUGCGCAAGCUCUUGUGUGCUCUCGUCCAUAAACGGGGAAAUCCAUGACAAUUUUUUGGUUCCUGUGUGUCUUGAUUUGAUUAUUAAAUCAGGUCAAGUCUUGUGACUAUUGCGUUGAUUUUGUUGAGCUGGGAAAGAGAAUCAGAAGGGCCAAGAGGUCACAAGGCGAGAGGUUUUCCUACCAAAUUCCCCCUCCAAGUAAUUUGCGUCUUUUUUUUUUCUCCUCGUCCUUUUCUUCUCUCUUUCUUUGUCUUUCUCUCUCUUCUAAAUCGUGUCUUCACUAGUCUAGGUUGUACUCCGGGAUCGACGCGGAUGUGAGCGUCGAUCGAAAAGGAUGGGAGUAUGACGUACAACUGAGAAUUUGAAAUAAAAUAAACAAAUAAAAAAAGAUGACACUGAGGCAGGAUCGACACGACCGCCGAAGAGCUGCUCGUUUUUCAUCAAAAAAAUCCGGUUUCUCGUUUAACUUGUGCAUGGCUGUCAAAGUGAUGAUUGAUCAUCUGAAAAAACAAAACCCAUCCAUGGGGUUUUUUUUCUGCGUCGUGAAAAAAACUGGUUGAGUGAAGUUCAGUCAAGCGACUUUGGCAUCUCGGAUAUCGACCUGUUUCAUUGGUAUAUAGGUUUCCUCCUCUGUAUCCCUUUCCUCUAGAAUAAGAUAGAAAUGUAACAUCGUGUAUCGUUGCGUGUGUAUGUGUGUGUGCGCGCGCUGAUGCUGUUGUCUGGUGCAAUACAGCCGAUUCCUUUCCAUGACUUCGGCUUUCAUGUUUCAUACCAGCCAAAACCCCCAUGAAGAAAAAAAAAUCAGAACAAGGUAAAGUAGUAAAAAGAGUUACAUGUAAUCAUUAGAAGAAAAAGAUGAGAAUAGUAAGCUUCCCAAAAGCACCGCUGAAAAUAAAAAAGACAGUGGGAUACUGGUGUAUGAAAAAUAAACGGAAAAAUUUAGUUGUAGGUGGGGUAUCAUGGUAUCAUGGGAGUUUUGUCUUUGAAUGAGAAAAUCACACCUCUUUCCAAACCGAUUAUUUGGAUAUGUGCACAGAAAAAAAGGAAACCCUUUUUCUUUGUUUUCCUACAGCCGCACCAAGUUUCAUGACUGUACGCCGGUAGUCUUGGGCGCCACGACGAGGCUCUUCUCCAGCAGCUUCUGUGCCCGCCGCAGCCUCGCGUCCUUGGCGCGCUGGUUCCGUUCCAUCUGCUCCCUGGCCGCCAGCGUCUUGCUGGCGCCUCCGCUGCCGACCGGUUUGGAUUUUUGCCUCUUCAUACCAUUGUGACUCUCGGCGCUGGUGCUGUCGUCCGAGCUGAGGUCCUCGUCGUCUUGGUCGUCUGGAUCGGUCCGGUAGUGGUACAUUGAUGUGGUGGCAACGGCGGCGGCAGGUUUCAAGUCCGUCGGCAAAGUUGCUGCUGCCGCCGCGCUUUGAUGAUGUGAUUCGAUCUGAGUAUGACUUGAUUUGGGUUCGGCGUCGGGAGGAAAAGGCCCCUCGGCCCGCGGCAGCAGCUGCCUCCUGCGGCCGAUCCGCAGAAGACUCAGCUGCAUCCUCCUGAGCGCCUUCCUCGCGGCACCACCGUCGCUGGGCCAACUCUCGGCGACGAGAUCCCUCACAUCCCCAUGCCGGCCGCACAGCGCGCAGACGCUUUCGACAGGGCCGUC